Diospyros lotus (date-plum) is the source of this 1419-nucleotide messenger RNA. RefSeq names its product zinc finger A20 and AN1 domain-containing stress-associated protein 1-like. Lineage: Eukaryota; Viridiplantae; Streptophyta; Magnoliopsida; Ericales; Ebenaceae. Gene Ontology annotation, molecular function: DNA binding; zinc ion binding. The transcript is spliced from 3 exons. The coding region runs from base 598 to 1098 and encodes 166 amino acids. The record is from RefSeq and is a predicted model, not a curated record.
CCGUCGGUUGAAAUAAACUCAAUCAGGCGGCUCUGGUAGGAUGGAAUUUGGUUUUGAGAGAGAGAGAGAGAGAGAGAGAGAGCUCUUUUUCUGAGGCAAAUUCGCUCUAGUUUUCAUCGAUCGAUCGGGACGACAACAUACUUAAGAGAAAUAGUAAAGCUCCGCUUUUACGAGAGAAAUUGGAAGCAUCGCCGUCGACCACCGGAUGAAAAGGAUAUUCCAGAAACUGCUAGACAGAGAUGAUGGCGUUUGUGGAAUUCUUCAUGGUUCCAUUCCCAAGUAACUUUAAUGACUUUUUACCCCACCGAAACGGUUUCCAGUGCCGGCGAUUACCCGCCGGCAAUGUCGUUAUUUAACUGGCACCGUCUAAAACCAUCGAGGGACUAGGAGGCCCGAUAAUGAAAUUGACUAUAAGACCCUUCCCCCGCGUCAUAAUUUCCGCCAUGAAGGGGUGAUGCUGUUGAGGGUUUAUUUGUCAAAUAGCAAUAUUCCAAUUUUCGAUCGGCUUUGGCCCGACUGUACUGUUCUAUAAAUAAAUUGGCAACCACCUGCACUGAGAUUAAUCUAGUCAAAAGAGAAAAGGAGAGAGACAGAGAUAUGGGUUCUGAUGGGAAAAGCGAUGGCACGGGGUUUGAGCCAUCGGAGCCGAAGCCGUGCGCCAACGAGUGUGGCUUCUUCGGCACGGCGGCGACGAUGAACCUAUGCUCGAAAUGCUACAGAAACCUCCGCGUGAAGGAAGAGCAAGCCGCCGCAGCCAAGGCCGCCAUGGACAAGCUGCAGGCGAUCCAGAACAAGACGCUUGUUGAAGGAGUUCGCCCCGAUUCCCGUGCCGGGUCAUCGUCGGUGGUAGCUGUGAAAGAAUCCCCGGUGGCCGUGACGGUGGAACCGACUUCCGGAGCUGGGGCGGCGAACCGGUGUUCGAGCUGCCGGAAAAAGGUGGGCGUGCUGGGAUUCAAGUGCCGGUGCGGAGCCACGUUUUGCGGGGAGCACAGAUACCCGGAGAUGCACCGAUGCUGCUUCGAUUUCAAGGCGGCGGGUCGGGACACCAUCGCCAAGGCAAACCCGGUGGUGAAGUCCGAUAAGAUCGAGCGGCUGUGAUUGGAAUUGAAAUUGAAAUGGUUCUUGUUCUUUUCUUCUGAUUGUGCGUUGGUUUUAUAUUGGAUUUGGGAUUUGGGUAUGGGAUCAGUGGGAGACGCAGUUUUGUUGUUCUGGCUGGUCUUACGAGGAACGAUAACGACCUCGGUAAGAUUGGCUCCUUUGGCCGGGGUCAGGUCUCAAUGAUGAAGUCUAAUGUUCCAUUAUUAGCUGCGUCUUGCUCUUGGCAAGUAGUGGGUAGUUUUUAAUCAUGAUGCUUAUAAACAAUAAUUAUACAUGUAGCUUCUUAUCCACGAUGACACCUGCUUUGAGCAGUGUUAUGCA